Molecule: messenger RNA, 2263 nt
Organism: Elaeis guineensis (African oil palm)
Lineage: Eukaryota; Viridiplantae; Streptophyta; Magnoliopsida; Arecales; Arecaceae
Product: UDP-glycosyltransferase 708G2-like
Molecular function (GO): UDP-glucosyltransferase activity
Source: RefSeq, a predicted model, not a curated record
GCUCUGCCAUCACAAAACCAUCCGAAUACCCUUUGUCCAUCCCACCAAAUGUCGGCAACCUCUGGUGAUGCUCAAGUCUCUCAUGUCGCCCUCCUUCCGAGCGCCGGCAUGGGCCACCUUACACCCUUCCUCCGCCUUGCGUCCACUCUCGCCUCCCAUGGUUGCAGAGUCACCUUCAUCGCCAUCCACCCUACUGUUUCCUCUGCGGAGUCUCUUCAUCUCUCUGCUCUCUUCUCCACUUAUCCUCAGAUCCACCCCCUUGAAUUCCCACUCCUUCACUUGGAUGCCAUGGAUGCUUAUAAACUCGCUGAUCCUUUCUAUCUCCACUGCGAAUCCAUCCGCCGCUCGGCCCACCUCCUUCUCCCUCUACUCACCUCUCUCUCACCCCCACUCUCUUCAUUCAUUGUCGACAUCAGCCUAGCCUCUGCUUUCAUUCCAAUCGCUAACAAACUCGACAUUCCUAGUUACAUUCUCUUCACCUCCUCAGCGACGAUGCUCACCCUCUUUGCCUACUUACCCGGCCUCAUCGCCGAUGCCAAACGUAUCGACGAUGUUGCGAUCCCCGGCAUGCAGCCAUUGCCGGCGUCGAUGAUCCCCCCUGCACUCCAUGACCCUACCAACCUCUUCACAAAACAAUUCAUAGAGAACGGUCGCGCAUUACUACAAGCGAAAGCGAUCUUAGUCAACACAUUUGAAAGCCUCGAGGCGGAUGCAGUGGCGGCCCUCAACGGAGGAGCGGUGGUGCGAGGUCUACCGCCGGUGGUGGCAAUUGGGCCGCUACAUCAACCAGCUGCUAGGCCUAGUGGAAGCCCGGGGCGCACGUUUGCGUGGCUCGACGCACAACCGGCCCGGUCGGUGGUGUACGUUAGCUUCGGCAGCAGGACGGCCCUGUCAAGGGCCCAAAUCAAGGAGCUAGGAGUUGGGUUGGAGAGGAGUGGGUGUAGGUUCCUAUGGGUGGUGAAGAGUAAAAUAGUGGAUAGAGAGGAUGGGGAGGGGUUGGAGGAGUUGGUGGGUAAUGGGCUUUUGGAGAGGGGGAGAGGGAGGGGGAAGGGGUUGGUGGUUAAAGGUUGGGUGGAUCAGAAUGAGGUAUUGGGGCAUGGGGCUGUUGGAGGAUUUGUUAGUCAUUGUGGGUGGAACUCGGUGGUGGAGGCGGCCGCGUGCGGGGUACGCAUCCUGGCGUGGCCGCGGGGUGCAGACCAAAGGGUGAAUGCAAGCUUGGUGGAGAGGAGCGGGCUUGGAGUGUGGGCGAGAGAGUGGGGGUGGGAUGGGGAGGAAGGGGCGGAGGUGGUGAGGGGAGAGGAGAUCGGACAGCGUGUGAGGGAACUGUUGGGGGACACGCAUGUGGGGGAGUCCGUCGCACGUGUGAGGGAGGAGGCUUUGAGGGCUUCUGGAGUGGGUGGGAGCUCUUACGAGGGCUUGGCAGAUCUCAUUGAGAAGUGGAGGGCAUGAUCCUUUUAGGACAACGUUGAUCAGAAGAUUUUUGAGGGACUUCAGUAGGUGGAAGGACGACCACAUUUCACUGGACGAGUGGAUUCCCUGCAUCAACUUACUUGUUGGUUGAUGUAUCUUGGAGUAUGUGUUCUAUAUGAUCAAAAAUACUUGACGCCCAUUUCAGUAUAUUGCUACCCUAAUCCUGAGGCAUACUAAUUAUUGGCUAAGAAAAAAAUUGCAAGAAGAGGAGUGGACAAAGAUCUUGAUGAAGUAGUAGAUUUGCAGUAGGAGAUUUACGAAGUACCGAUGAAGAUCUUGAUGGCAUAAAGAGGAGUAAUUAUGUAACCGGAUGGAUUGAAGGAAGUUACUGAUUUAUUAAACUCUUUUUAUGUCUUUUCCCCCUUUUGAGUAAUGGUUAGAAAUUCUUUUCUUAAAAGAUUCUGCCGAGUCUUGAAAUUUGGCACGAUGGGUUACAGAAAUAUGGGUACAGGGGACCUAUUAUCAUGACGAUUCCAGGAUUGGAAAUGGUUUUUGUGGGAACCAGAUGGAUGUGCGAGUUUCUUGGUUCGUUCAACUCUUUGUUGGUCAGAACUUCUAGUAUCAAAUUUCUGUUCUUCCCUCUUUUCCUUUUGUUUCUUAUGGAUGCUUAAAUUUGAAAUUUAUAUCGAUUUGAAAAAAUUUUGUAGUUUAAACAGCAACUUUUAGAAGGCCGUUGGCACUGAUCUCCAGUUUGUCUUUCCUUUUUGUGAUGGAUUUCAUGUUGGCUUCAUUUGGCACUGCCACUGUAUCUUUGACUCCAGCAAAAUGUGUUUGUUGGCUGUUCUGUCGAUUU